AUGCCGAGGUUUCAUGAGUUCAAGCCCGAGGAAGAAUUCUUUGAGGAAUAUCUGGAACGAUUCCAGAUUUAUGCCAGUAUCAACGAUUUGACGGCUGCUCUUAAGAAACACUACUCGCCGUCGAGGUCUCUCAUCGCUGAACGCACCCAGUUCCACAGGAGGUACCAACAGGAGGGAGAAAGCUUGGCCGACUUCGCAGUUGCCCUGAAGAGAUUAGCCCACACCUGCGAAUUCGGGUCGUUUCUCGACGAAUCUCUACGCGACAGGUUCGUGGCCGGAUGCCGUCGACACGAUAUUCAGCAAUCUCUCAUGGAGCUGGACGGAAUGAGCAAAUUUGACGUCUACAAAGUGGCCCUAGCCAAGGAACUGGCAGGGCAACAAUCGAAAGUGCUUCAGCAUUCGUCGGCGUCUACGACAGAGGACGUGCACCGUCUACGCAGCUCACGACAGGACUUUGCACCGCAAAAACAAACGGUAGGCCCCUGCUUUCGAUGUGGUUCUUCGGCUCACACGCCUCAGAAGUGUCCGCUUAUAGAUGCAAAGUGUUUUAAGUAUGGGAAAGAAGGCCACGUUAAAACGAAAUGUGUUACGGGGCAAGCUUCUGGUAGACCACAAAGUUCAAAACAAGAUUUUAGCAUUGUUCGUUGUAAUUCGGUGACUGGCAUACCACCAGUGAAAUCAAUGCUGAAAGUCGAAGGUAAAGACGUGGAGUUUGAGAUUGAUACGGGUUCAGCGGUAACGCUUAUGCCGGAGCCAAUGUACUGUCAAUUGCAGCCUUCUGGUACGAUGAAACACUGUGACCUUGUGUUACAAACGUUCACGGGAGAUAAGGUUCCUAUCGACGGAGUGAUUGACGUAUCUGUUGAAAGUAAGCGAGGCACGGAAGUAUUGCCUCUGGUUGUGGUGAAACAAUGCACUGUAAAGCUUCCAGUUUUGUUGGGCAGGAAUUUGCUUAAGCAGUUGAAACUUGACUGGCAAUCAGUGUUUUACAAUUCGUCACAAAGGAAGGCGUUGCAGGCACUCAAGCCUAUGUUCCCUGCUGUGUUCAACAAAGGGAAAAGUGCAAUAGAGGGUUUCACUGCAAGUCUUGCUUUUAAAGAUAACGUGUUGCCGGUAUUUUGUAAACAUCGCAAUGUCCCAUUUGCUUUUCGUGAGUCAGUAGAAAAAGAACUGACGCACAUGGUGGAAGAAGGGGUACUGACACCAGUCAAAACAAGUGACUGGGCAACCCCGCUUGUUGUUGUACCAAAGCCAGAAGGCAAGAUAAGAAUUUGUGGGGACUACAGUGUUUCUAUUAACCCGAAUCUUCGCACGGAGCAGUACCCUCUUCCACGUACAGACGAACUUUUCGCUACUUUCACUGGAUGUCGUGUUUUCACUGUUCUUGACUUGCGCUCUACGUAUUUACAGCUUAACCUUGAUGAGCAGGCUCAGAAAGUCUUCACAGUGAAUACCCACUUGGGUUUGUUUGAAUUCACGUGUCUACCUUACGGGGUGUCCAGUGCGCCUGCAAUUUUUCAGGCCACAAUGGAUAAAAUUUUGCACGGGCUACCUAAGGUUGCGUGCUACAUCGAUGACUUGUUAAUUGAGGGUGUUGACUAUGACGAGUGCUUUGAAAAUGUGAAACUAGUAUUGGACAGACUUGCUAAACAUUCUGUGCAACUAAAUGUUAAGAGCAAGUUCUUUGUGUAUGAGGUUAAGUAUCUGGGUUUUGUCCUUGAUAAAGAUGGGUUGCGCCCUUCGCCGGAUAAAGUGAAAGCGAUUACAGAGGCUCCUGCACCUUCUAGUGUUACUGCACUACGCAGUUUUCUGGGUAUGCUAAAUAUGUAUGCACGAUGCUUCUUGGAUGUGGAGUGA
Messenger RNA from Ornithodoros turicata, 1857 nucleotides. RefSeq lists its product as uncharacterized. NCBI's taxonomy places the organism in Eukaryota, Metazoa, Arthropoda, Arachnida, Ixodida, Argasidae. The transcript is spliced from 2 exons. The coding region runs from base 1 to 1857 and encodes 618 amino acids. The record is from RefSeq and is a predicted model, not a curated record. Gene Ontology annotation, molecular function: zinc ion binding; nucleic acid binding.